This is a messenger RNA of Aspergillus japonicus CBS 114.51, 441 nucleotides long. RefSeq lists its product as uncharacterized. NCBI's taxonomy places the organism in Eukaryota, Fungi, Ascomycota, Eurotiomycetes, Eurotiales, Aspergillaceae. The record is from RefSeq and is a predicted model, not a curated record. Bases 53 to 274 code for a protein of 73 amino acids. The transcript has a single exon.
GGUGGCUCAACUAAAUAGCACUAACCUAGGAAAAGAGUUCAUCUUAAGCGAGAUGCGACAUACCACCCGGGUUGCAAAUCUGCUCUUCGGCUGCUACCGGCCGGACCUGCUCAUGAUUCUGACAUGCGUGGUUUUCGUUUCUCUUGCCCUGCUGUCGGUCGCAUUGGGGCGAGAAAUGUUGUUCAGUCGGCAAGUCUGGAAAUCUGGGAUCCCAGGAAGGGUCGCAGUUAUCAGACAUGGCCUCUCAUCUGAAGCUGAUCAUUCUUUCCAAUAACCGAGAGUUGAAUGGCGAGCACUGAGCCGGUUAAGCCCGUGUGCAAUUUUGUGAAAACGUAUCCCCUCAAAUCUUCAUUGUCCUCGGUGACUAUUUUGUGUCAGCUCUUGCAAAAGCACUGGUAUUGAGGAAGUGUCAUGGUUAAUGGUUUGAGCGUGGUCCACCAG